GCACAUGGUAUUUAAAAAUAAUAACAAUGGAAGACUUUUAUUGUAACGAGUUUUAAUAUCCUUUCUUUUGCAGUGAACGUCAGAGCUGGAUGGGAGCUCUUUGCAGAUGCGAGAUAUACAACGUGUAUGUACACCGAAGUGAAAGGACAAUAACUUGUCGUCAGGAUGACGUGGUGGUUGAGGUGAUGUGAAGAGAGACGUCAACGAAGUAUGCAGUCGUUGAACUCAUGUCGUCUGUUUUAGUUUCAGUAAGAAUUUUAUGGUGCUUGCAACACAAAAAAGGUUGUAUAAGUAAGGAAGGUUCCGUAGAUGUUUGAUAGGAAAAAAGGAGCAAAUCACAUCAGAGCACCCGCCAACCACACAGGAAAUCAUGUCUUCGCAGACAGACGACAGAUGCAGUUUCCAAAAUCUUACUGGUAAUAUAGAUAAUACUUUAAGCCUUUAUACAAUGCGAAGGCUGAACACAUGACGUAAGCAAUAAAACUUUAGAAGAGAAAUAAGACCAGAAAAAUUUCAAGAAUCCGCACAACAAAAUAUCACAUAAUAAUUCAUACAAGGCUGUUGUGACAUACUCGAUACAUGGAUUUAACAUAAUAUUACAUAUUAUAUCAAUUAGUGUACUAAACGCAGAUAUCAAGACGUGAUUGAAGGAUACAGGAUUACAUACGAUUGCUAUUUCUGAGCAUGGACACGACAACGUGAGUGCCACGACCUUGAUACUGACAAGAACCAACGUAUUUGAUACCAGGGCUGUAAUAAUGUGCAUCUGUCAUUAUUACCUCUUAACUCCAGCCUCGUCUGCAGGAACCAAGUAUGGCACGGUGGACAAAUAAUUCAUUGCGUGGAUAUAGGACACCAAGUUAUGUUCAUAUUUGGUAAACCUAUUUUCGUUAGGUAAGUCAAACUCACUGUUUCUCUGUGAACUUCUGUGUUAAAAUUCGUCGAACGUAGCAACAACGCAAACGGAUUCCAAACACACAAUCGAUACCAGGCGUAACUGGAAUCAGUCCGGACGAUACCGAUCAAGAAAGCUGAGACAUUCAUAUUUCGAAGGAAGUGGGGGAAGUCCGUCUGUGUGUUGUUUCGAGGUGGUUGUGGAUAGGGAGGGGGUCAACGCCCCUCAACUGAGGAGAACGUACAAUAAAAUAACUCUACUUCCUUUAUUGUGUCACCGUCGUGUCUUUCUCAGUGAUGUCAACAGCUUGGAGUCUGCAAGUUUGUGAACUAGUUUUUUUCGACCCUAAAUCGUUCGUGAACAUACUGCUCUCACACAUACAGCAGCUAUGGUGAGUGGAAAUUAUAAAGAGAAUAUAAGUGAAGUCACUUCCGGCAUGGAUGACCGCAGAGUGAAUAAUGAUAUGGCGGAUGAUGAUGGUUCUUACUACAUGGUAACUACAGCGUUCUCGGGCAACGACAGUUAUGAUUAUAACCAAACCAACGGAUCGACGCAAUCGUUUGACAAUCCGUUUAACCACACGUCAGUCAAGAUUUUAUUCAUCUCACUCUACACAAUUAUCUUCCUGAUCUGCUGUAUCGGUAACAGUUUGGUCCUCUAUACGGUUGGUCGAAACAAGCGCAUUCGCACACGCACUAACUUUUUCUUGGCGAACCUGGCUGUCGCAGAUCUUGGAGUGGGUCUGGUCUGUGUGCUUCCCAAACUGUCCACAUUCCUGUCGCAGACCUGGGUGCUUGGGGAGGCUAUGUGCAAGAUCUACUACUUCGCUCAGAGCAUGACUUACACUGCCUCCAUUUUACUGCUGACGGCCAUAGCUGUGGAGCGCUACAUCGCCAUUCUCUACCCUCUUCGAUCAAAGUGCCUGGUAACUCACAGCAGACUUAUCACAUCACAGGCUAUGUGCAAGAUCUACUACUUCGCUCAGAGCAUGACUUACACUGCCUCCAUUUUACUGCUGACGGCCAUAGCUGUGGAGCGCUACAUCGCCAUUCUCUACCCUCUUCGAUCAAAGUGCCUGGUAACUCACAGCAGACUUAUCACAUCACAGCUGUCUAGGUGCGAAAGAACGGAAUACGAAUAG
Molecule: messenger RNA, 2036 nt
Organism: Aplysia californica (California sea hare)
Lineage: Eukaryota; Metazoa; Mollusca; Gastropoda; Aplysiida; Aplysiidae
Product: trissin receptor-like
Exons: 5
Coding region: 1284-2036 (250 amino acids)
Biological process (GO): G protein-coupled receptor signaling pathway
Cellular component (GO): plasma membrane
Molecular function (GO): G protein-coupled receptor activity
Source: RefSeq, a predicted model, not a curated record